Messenger RNA from Aspergillus glaucus CBS 516.65, 1191 nucleotides. RefSeq names its product phosphotransferase family protein. The transcript is spliced from 3 exons. Lineage: Eukaryota; Fungi; Ascomycota; Eurotiomycetes; Eurotiales; Aspergillaceae. The record is from RefSeq and is a predicted model, not a curated record. The coding region runs from base 1 to 1182 and encodes 393 amino acids.
AUGGAGUUCGACGACAUUGGCCUCGCCGCUUACAGAGAACAAGCGCUACAAUGGGGAGAGCAUUUUAGAAAGUCUGCCUUGGGAAUCUGCGACUUGGCAAAUAUAUAUCGGAAACACGACGACUGCAUGUUUCGCUCUAUACAUUAUGGUGGCUUUAAUUUCUGCAUCUGUCUUUCCUGGGACGAUGGAGGAGAAGAUUGGCUGAUUCGGUUUCCUCUCCCUGGGUGUUCAAUGUUUAUGGACAACAAAGUACUCAAUGAGGCGUCGCUCAUGAAAUACAUUGCAGACAACACCAAUAUUCCCGUACCACGUGUUGUCGUUUACGGGAAAGCAGAAGAUAGUACAACUGGUCUUGGGCCAUUUAUCAUCAUGGCUUGGGUGGAGGGGACGCCAAUGUCAGAGAUUCUUCGCAAGAAGACCCAAGAAGAAGAAAAUGACGACUAUGUAUUAAACCUGGAUAUCGAUAAGAAGACGUUGGAGACCCUAUACGGUCAAAUGGCGGGUGUUUUGCUAGAACUUUGGAAGCUCGACUUUGACCGAAUUGGUACCCUACGCCUGGAUGAAUCCGGCAAGCCAUCAAUAAAAGGACCGCCGUUGACGCAAGAAACAAACGAAUUGAUCCGGACAGGCAACGUGCACAAUUGCGUUCCUUCUGGUGUCUAUCAUAGCUCUAAGAUAAAUCUGGAGAGACAGCGGAAUAGUGUCUUUGGUGCGGAGGACUGUCGAGAGAAAUACACAUGCCGCCACUUGAUGAAAGCUAUCGCGUUGAAUUUCAUUCGCAACAACAAUGGCCCAUUUAAACUGUUCUGCAAUGAACUUCAUCCAAGGAAUGUGCUUGUGGAUGAGACCACGCUUCAAAUUACUGGUUUCAUUGAUUGGGAAUGUUGCUACGCAGCCCCGCCCCGAUUCUCAGAAUCCGUUCCCUGGUGGUUAAUCCUGCAACGACCAGAAGACUAUAUGAACGACAAAUCAUACAUUCCUCGCUAUCUCGGCAAAGCAGACUUGUUCCUGCGGAUCCUACAGCAUAGAGAGGAUGUAAGAGACAAGGCUAUCUGGUCCAACCUUUCCUGUGUAAAAUUCACAUCCGUAGAUGGAAUUUAUUGGAAUAUGUUUGAUGGAUACUGCCGGAGUCCAUCAUCCAGGGCAGAACGAGUGCAUCCUACAAACGUGGAAAUGCAUUGACAUCGUGAG